AUGGAGACAGCCUACAGUCCUAUAGCUGUACUUCGUUCUUGUAUUCUUUUAUACUUUCUAGUGCUUGCAUGGAAAGUAUUCAACUGCGCGUGGUUAACUCCCAAGAGGCUGGAGAAGCGGCUGAAAGAGCAAGGUCUCAGAGGAAAUCCUUACAAAUUUCUCUAUGGAGACUUCAAACAGAUUUCAACCUUGCUCAAGGAAGCUCAUUCCAAGACAAUCAAUCUCUCUGAUGACUUAUUCCCAAGAGUUAUUCCUCAUCUCCAUGAAGCCGUCAAGAAAUAUGGUAAGAAUACAUACAUAUGGCUUGGACCAAAACUGACAGUGGUGAUCAUGAACCCUGAACACAUAAGGGAGAUUACCAUCUUUCAAAAACCUGGUGAUACUCCAGAUACCAAAUUGUUGGUACAAGGGCUGGUGAGCUAUGAUGGUAAUAAAUGGGCUAAACACAGAAAACUCAUCACUCCCGCUUUCCAUGUGGAGAAAUUGAAGCACAUGGUCCCAUCAUUUUGUACCUGUGCUGGUGAGAUGUUGAGCAAAUGGGAGGAGAUUGUUUCGACCAAUGGCUCCUGUGAGUUGGAUGUUUGGCCGGAUCUUCGAACUCUGACUUGUGAUGCAAUUUCACGGACAGCAUUUGGUAGUAACUAUAAAGAAGGUACGAGGAUAUUUGAACUUCAAACAGAACAGGCUCAAUACCACCUAAAGGCUCUAAAAUCAGUAUACUUCCCAGGAUGGAGGUUCUUGCCAACAAAAAGGAAUAGAAGAAUGAAACAAAUUGCAAAAGAUGUUCAUGAAUCUAUCAGGAAAAUUAUAAAUGCAAGAUUGGAAGCAAUGGAAGCAGGUGAAGCUUGUGCAGAUGACUUAUUGAGUAUAUUACUCGAAUCCAAUUCUAAAGAAAUUGAUUAUCAUGGAAACAAGGGUUUUGGCAUGAGUAUUAGAGAGGUUAUUGAAGAAUGUAAGCUGUUCUAUUUUGCGGGGCAGGAGACCACUUCAGUGCUGCUUGUCUGGACAAUGAUCUUAUUGAGUAGGUAUCCAAACUGGCAAGCGCGUGCAAGAGAAGAGGUUUUGCAACACUUUGGGACUAACAAGCCAGAUUUGGAUGGACUAAAUCACCUAAAAUUGGUCACCAUGAUACUACACGAGGUUCUCAGACUAUAUCCACCAGUACCUGAAUUGGCUCGAAAAGCCGCUGAAGAAACUCAAUUGGGAAAUUUAACUCUCCCAUCUCAAGUGCAGGUAUCAUUGCCAGCAAUGUUGUUGCACUAUGACCCUGAAAUAUGGGGGGAUGAUGUGAAGGAGUUUAAGCCAGAGAGGUUUGCUGAUGGAGUCUCAAACGCAACAAAUGGAAAAGUUGCAUUCUUCCCAUUUGGUUGGGGACCUCGCAUAUGUAUUGGCCAAAACUUUGCUAUGUUAGAAGCAAAAGCGGCACUAGCUAUGAUUCUGCAGCGCUUCUCCUUUGAACUUUCACCAUCUUAUACACAUGCUCCCCGUGUAGUUUUAACUAUUCAGCCGCAGUAUGGUGCUCACUUGAUUUUGCACAAAUUGUAG
Coffea eugenioides is the source of this 1545-nucleotide messenger RNA. Its product is annotated as cytochrome P450 CYP72A219-like. Lineage: Eukaryota; Viridiplantae; Streptophyta; Magnoliopsida; Gentianales; Rubiaceae. Gene Ontology annotation, molecular function: heme binding; monooxygenase activity; iron ion binding. The record is from RefSeq and is a predicted model, not a curated record. The transcript has 5 exons. The coding region runs from base 1 to 1545 and encodes 514 amino acids.